UUUUUUAAGGUCUGGCUGCCUUUAUGAUCCAGAUAUUUAAUUUCCUUAUGAGAGGAGAUUAUUAUUUAUAUACAGAAACAUGUUAUUGUUUUUCUCUGACCACACCCACAGGUCCUGAUAAUCUGUUAUAGCAGCUCGUUUAGCCAGCAGUCGGUGGUUUAUGGUUGUUUUUGCAUCAUUUCUAAUGUUGUAGCUCCAGGCUAAUCUCUCAUCUCAUCGUAUCGGCGCUGUUGCUGCUGUUUGCUCUGCAACUGAAAGCAUGACUGACUGAACUCACCGUGUUGUUUCUCCACCCCUCCUUUAAACCACUCCAUGUCUCCUCCACCCACACUUUUCCCCUCCAUCUUUGUCUCCUCCCUCCUCUCCACAUUCAUCCUUCUCACGCUAAUCCACCCUAAUCCCACCACCCCUCGUUCAUUGUGGGAUGUUGCUGUGUGUGUUGUUGCCCCUCACCUCCAUUUUCUCCAUGGUCACUGCUCACUGCAAUCACCCAGCUGGUAGAGUUCCACGACAAGAUGGAUCCUCUGCUGGAGACUCUGGAGGCGGCGGUGCAGAGGCUCCGGCAGCCUCCGCCGGUCGCCGCCGAGGUGGAGAAGAUCCGGGAGCAGCUGGCGGAGCACCGCGCUCAGGGGCUGGAGCUGGACAAGCUGCUGCCCAGCUUCUCCGCGCUCUGCUGCCGCGGGGAGGAGCUGAUCAGCCGGGCGGCGCACGACGACCCGGCGGCUCAGGCCGUUCGCUCCCGGCUCCUGCGUUUGCGCUCCCUUUGGGACGAGAUCCGGCAGCGAGCCGAGGAGAGGGAGAGCAAGCUGAACGACGUCCUGGACCUGGCCGGGAAGUUCUGGGCCGACGUGGCGGCUCUACUGAGCACGCUCAGAGACUCCCAGGACAUCGUGAGGGAGCUGGAGGACCCCGGGGUGGACCCGUCGCUCAUCAAGCAGCAGAUCGAAGCAGCCGAGGCCAUCAAGGCGGAGACGGACGGCCUGAGGGAGGAGCUGGAGUUCGUCCGGACGCUCGGGGCUGACCUGAUCUUCGCCUGCGGAGAAACCGAGAAACCUGAAGUCAAGAAAACCAUCGAUGAGAUGAAUGCUGCCUGGGAGAGUCUAAACCGAACAUGGAGGGAGAGGAUGGAGCGGCUGGAGGAGGCCAUGACCGCCUCGGUUCAGUACCAGGACGCGCUGCAGUCCAUGUUCGACUACCUGGACAACGCCGUGAUCAAGCUGUGCGACAUGUCGACCGUAGGAACCGAUCUGGGAACCGUCAAACAGCAGAUAGAGGAGCUCAAGCAGUACAAGGUGGACGUCUACCAGCAGCAGAUCGACAUGGAGAAGCUCUGCCACCAGGGGGAGCUGCUGCUGAAGAAGGUGUCGGACCAGACCGACCGGGACAUGAUCCAGGAGCCGCUGACAGAACUGCGGCACCUCUGGGAGAAUCUGGGAGAUAAAAUCACCCAGAGACAGCACAAGCUGGAGGCGGCGCUGCUGGCUCUUGGUCAGUUCCAGCACGCCCUCUCUGAGCUGCAGGCCUGGCUGAGCCACACCCACACCACUCUGGACACGCAGCGGCCCGUCAGCUCCGACCCCAAGGCCAUCGAAAUCGAGCUGGCGAAACACCACGUUUUACGUAACGACGUGCUGUCCCAUCAUGCCACGGUGGAGACUGUGAACAGCGCCGCCGCCGAGCUGCUGGAGUCGUCUCCGGGCGACGAGGCCAGCCACCUGCGGGACCAGCUGGACCAGCUCAACCGCAGCUGGGAGAGUCUACUGCUGAAAACCCAGGAGCGGCAGAAGCUCCUGGAGGCCGCCCUGCAGCAGGCUGAAGGUUUUCAUGGCGAGCUGGAGGAGUUCCUGCAGUGGCUGAGGCGGACAGAGAGCCAGCUGUCUGCCGCCAAGCCGACCGGAGGCCUCCCAGAAACGGCCAGGGAGCAGCUACAGCAGCACCUGGAGCUGCAGGCUCAGCUGAACCAGCGGGCAGAACAGUACCACCACCUCCUGGAUCAGGGAGAGUCUAUGCUGCUGGCCCGAGGAGGAGAGGAAGCCGGGCCCGGAACCACCCAGACCCAGCAGAACCUGGCCAUGCUGCAGAACAAGUGGGCCAGCCUCAACACCAAGAUGGACGACCGCAGGGGGAAGCUGGAGGAAGCCGUUUCCUUGGCAACAGGUUUCCAGACGUCCCUCCAGGACACCAUGAACUGGCUGACGCAGGCCGAACAGACCCUGAACAUGGCCCAGCCCCCCAGCCUCAUUCUGGACACGGUCCUCUUCCAGAUCGAUGAGCACAAGGUGUUUGUGAACGAGGUGAACACCCACAGAGAGCAGGUCCUGGCUCUGGAGAAAGCGGGCUCUCAGCUUCGCUUCGCCAGUCUGAAGCAGGACGUGGUUCUGAUCAAGAACCUGCUGCUGAGCGUCCAGGCCCGCUGGGACAAGCUGGUCCAGAGGUCCCUGGACCGGGGCCGACACCUCGAUGAGGCCCGGAAACGAGCCAAGCAGUUCCACGAGGCCUGGAGGAAGCUGACGGACUGGCUGGAGGAAGCCGAGAAAAGACUCGACUCGGAGGUGGAGAUCUCCAACGAGCCGGACAAGAUCAAAGUUCAGCUGACCAAACACAAGGAGUUUCAGAAAGCGCUGGGGUCCAAGCAGCCGGUUUACGACACCACGGUGAGGUCAGGGAAGGCCAUGAGGGACAAGGCUCAGCUGCCUGCAGACCAGCAGAAACUGGACCACCUGGUGGGGGAAGUCCGGGACAAGUGGGACACCGUCUGUGGGAAGAGCGUUGAAAGGCAGCACAAGCUGGAGGAGGCUCUGCUGUUCUCAGGUCAGUUUGCCGAAGCGCUGCAGGCGUUAGUGGACUGGCUGUACCGGGUUGAGCCUCAGCUGGCUGAAGACCAGCCGGUCCACGGCGACAUGGACCUGGUGUCCAACCUCAUGGACGCACACAAGGUUUUCCAGAAAGAACUGGGUAAGCGGACCGGCAGCGUUCAGGCUCUGAAGCGGUCAGCCCGCGACCUGAUGGAGACGGGCCGGGAUGACACGGCGUGGGUCAAAGUUCAGCUGCAGGAGCUGAGCAACCGCUGGGACACAGUGUGUGCUCUGUCCGUCACCAAGCAGACCCGCCUCCAGCAGGCGCUCAAACAGGCUGAGGAGUUCCGCACGGCGGUGCAGAUGCUGCUGGAGUGGCUGUCGGAGGCGGAGCAGACGCUCCGUUUCCGCGGCGUUCUCCCCGAAGAGGCCGAGACGCUGCAGGCGCUGCUGCACACGCACCGCGACUUCAUGGGAACGGUGGAGGAGAAGCGGGCCGACGUGAACAAGGCCGCCGGCAUGGGAGAGGCCAUCCUGACCGUGUGUCACCCCGACUCCAUCACCACCAUCAAACACUGGAUCACCAUCAUCAGGGCGCGCUUCGAGGAGGUGCUGACGUGGGCCAAACAGCACGAGCAGCGGCUGGAGACGGCUCUGACGGAGGUGCUCAACAACGCCAACCUGCUGGAGGAGCUGUUGUCAUGGUUACAGUGGGCCGAGACCACGCUGGUCCAGAGGGACACGGAGCCGCUUCCGCAGGACAUCCCGCAGCUGAAAACGCUGAUCACGGAGCACCAGACGUUCAUGGAGGAAAUGACCCGGAAGCAGCCGGACGUGGACAAAGUGACGAAAAGCUACAAGAGGAAACCAGUGGAGCCUCCCAGCAGCCUGGCGGAGAGGAGAGGAGCUCGUAAACACCAGCAGCAGCAGCAGCAGCCCAGCAUGCAGCUCUCCGGGGGAAACCCGCGCCUCAACCAGCUCUGUGCGCGCUGGCAGCAGGUGUGGCUGCUGGCUCUGGACCGCCAGCGGAAACUCAACGACGCUCUGGACCGCCAGGAGGAGCUCAAAGAAUUCGCCAACUUUGACUUUGACGUGUGGAGGAAGAAGUACAUGCGCUGGAUGAACCACAAGAAAUCCCGCGUCAUGGAUUUCUUCCGACGCAUCGACAAGGACCAAGACGGAAAAAUCACGCGGCAGGAGUUUAUCGACGGCAUCCUGGCCUCCAAAUUCCCGACCAGUAAGCUGGAGAUGUCGGCCGUGGCGGACAUCUUUGAUCGAGACGGAGACGGUUACAUCGACUACUACGAGUUUGUGGCGGCGCUUCACCCCAACAAGGACGCCUACAGGCCGACCACCGACGCCGACAAGAUAGAGGACGAGGUGACCCGCCAGGUGGCCCAGUGUAAGUGCGCCAAGCGGUUCCAGGUGGAGCAGAUCGGAGAAAACAAGUACAGGUUCUUCCUCGGAAACCAGUUCGGCGACUCCCAGCAGCUGCGCCUGGUCAGGAUUCUGCGCAGCACCGUGAUGGUGCGAGUCGGCGGCGGCUGGAUGGCUCUGGACGAGUUCCUGGUCAAGAACGAUCCGUGCAGAGUGAAACAUCCAGGACUUAAGAUUCUCCGCUCCGAUUCCAGUAGCUCCAUCUCAUCUCGUAUAGUGACAGUCACUCCUGGCUAUUUCUGCUGCCGAGCUCGAGGUCGCACCAACCUGGAGCUGAGGGAGAAGUUCAUCCUUCCUGAAGGAGCGUCUCAGGGCCUGGCUGCGUUCCGCUCUCGGGGUCGACGCUCCAAACCGGGCUCACGCAACGCUUCGCCAACCCGUUCGUCGUCCUCGGCUUCCCACAGCGGCGCCUCGCUCCCGUCGGCUCCCUCCACACCUGCCACACCGACGGCUUCGGCUUCAUCUAGGUCCUCCCUCACUCACUCGCGUGACUAUGCCAAGCCCUGGCUUGCACACAGUAAAACUCCAACGCCAACCAAGUGCCACUGCUGCCCAGACCUCGGUCACAACCACAGCGCUCCUGAGGGGGCGGCGUCUGGCUCCAAACUGAAGAGGCCGCCGUUCCACUCGAGUCGAGGCUCGCUGACCGGAGAGAACGGAGGAACGCCGCACAGCAGCAAACGCUCAGAUCCAAAGCGAGGGGCGGCGACGGCCAGCGGUCCGACCAGCCGCGCCGGCAGCAGAGCGGGCAGCCGGGCCAGCAGUCGCCGUGGCAGCGACGCAUCCGACGCCUCGGAGCUUCAGGACGCUCGCUCCGUCUGCUCCGACACUUCAGACACGCCAAGGCGGCCCGGCAGCGCCACCAAACCCUCCAAGAUCCCAACUAUAUCGAAGAAGGCCCCCAGCCCCAAGACGCCAGGGUCUGCGAAGAAGUAAACCAGCUGAAGAAUCAAUCGGUGUUCUUGUUCUUCAUCCAGAUGGCUGGUGUGAAAAUCCUGCACUAUACGUGAUGUUUUUCCGGGGAAUGAAGGAGAUGGCGAUCCGAGUUGAUCUCCCUCUCACUCCUUCCCAAGUCUUGAAGACACGCACAAGAGGAGAAGGUCUCUGGACCAGAAUCCGAGGGGUCAGCGAGAACUUUUCCCCUUUAAGACCCCGGUUUGCCUUCCAGUCUCCUCUUCUCAAACGUGAUGCUGCCUUACUUUAUGUUACACACAUUGUCGUGAUCAGAUGUCCGGCUUUCUAACUGACAGACGCACACUCUGACCCGUAGAGCGCGGUGCUGCGCGGCGCGGAUCGGGGCACGCCGCCAACGCCGCAGCUACACAAACAGAAAAAGAAUUGUGGGAGAAUUAUUUUUACUUGUGGUCCAGAUGCCUCAAGGAUGCGUCAACAGAGAAAAUAUGCAACGACUGCCAUGUCUGUCGCUUGGCGAGAAAACCGUCACCUCAGCAGCGGCGGAGCUGAGGAAACGCCGUCUGACGCACACACACACGCACACACACUUCCUGUGCGGAUCGGUGGAGGUGGUGACUCCGCCCAACCGCUGGAACGCUCCCGUCAGCCCCAAGCGUGCAUUUCAGCAAAGGGCGGUGUGGUUUCUUUUUCUCCUUUUUUACACAAAAAUCACAAGCUAGCAAAAGAAAGGACUAUUUUUAUGGUGACAACUAACAGCACAUUACUGACGAUAUACAACAUGCGUAACCUUAACAUGAUGUUAACAACCGUGUUCGCAAGAGUUCGACAACCAGCAUGCACUAAUCCUCUGCCGCUGUGUUGCCCUUAGUGACCCCGCUGCACACACACACACACACACACAUCGUGUGUGUGUCUGUUACAGGAAGCAGCAGAGGUCAUUGACUUGAGUCACUGUAUGCAAAAUUUUACUUUGCAAAUGUUUUCUGAUUAAUUUAUAAACCAGUUGGACUUUUUUGUUGUUUAGCUUGAAAGACAGAUUUAUUUAUUUUCAGUUUUUCGUCAUAUCACCGUCGGCAGAGAGUGAUUUAGUAUUAUGGUUAAAGAAAUUAUGAAUUUUUUGUACCGAGAAGAUGCCCACUCCGCUCGUUUUUUUUUUUUUUUUUUGUUGACAUGGUUUGUGUGUAAAAGCGUGUUUCUACUCUACUAUUGUGACAUUACAUUGCUCAUUGGGGCGCCCUCUAGUGGCAGUCUUGUUAAAUUUUCUUUAUCGCUAACGACUACAUUUUCCUGACCAAAGGGGUUUUUGCCCUUCAUGUGUAGAUGAACCACAGAUAUGAAUGACAACGUCUCUUCUAGGCUUUUUUUCAAAUGUCCUGUUGCUGACAGGGCCACGUUGUCUAAGUGUUUUCUCAAAUUAAGAGAUGAAGUUUAUGGAAACUAAUGGAAAUUACAUCAAGAAGUCAUCUUAAGGUUGAUUUUUAUUUAUUUAUUGUCUCUCUGAGGGGGAAAUGAUUACUCCACCUUUUUGAUGCUGCAGUCCUCUCAGUGUGAUGAAGUCAACAUGGCGGGAGGAAGGGGGUGUUACAGGGAGUCACUUGUGUAAAAUUAAAACAAUAAACUAAAAUUAUAAACUUUUUUCUGUUUUUGUAUUAAAGUAUGCUUGCAAUAAAA
This is a messenger RNA of Poecilia reticulata (guppy), 6818 nucleotides long. Lineage: Eukaryota; Metazoa; Chordata; Actinopteri; Cyprinodontiformes; Poeciliidae. The record is from RefSeq and is a predicted model, not a curated record.